Molecule: messenger RNA, 2051 nt
Organism: Marchantia polymorpha subsp. ruderalis
Lineage: Eukaryota; Viridiplantae; Streptophyta; Marchantiopsida; Marchantiales; Marchantiaceae
Source: the annotation of a GenBank genome assembly
UCUUAUCGGUGGCGUAGUAUUUAUUACAGAGUCUUUAUUGUGGUGCAGAGUUUCCUCGUUCCGUGUACCUUUCUAACAUUUCUAGUCGUAAAUAGAACAUUGUUCCCAACCACGCGUCUGCCUUGCUUAAAAGUGAUCUUCAGUUUAGCGCUUUCACAAGUAGGUGCACUUGCACUUGUGCGUCUGAUUUCUUACCCUGGAUUGACACUUCAAUCCAAUAUUUAGUUCGAUGUUCACAACUUGUUCGGGUCCCAUGUUCUGCUCUGGAUCAUCGUUGAAGCCAGUCUUUAACUCUGAGCCACUCCAAUAUUUCGUUCGAUGUUCACAAGUUGUUCGGCCCCGUGUUCUGCUCUGGAUCAUCGUUGAAGCCAUUGUUUCACUCUGAUUCUGAUCAUUGUGUUGCACAAGAGAUAAGUGAGACAAAUAUGGAGGGCCUUAUUGCCGAAUUCAAGAGCUGGGCUGUGCAUUCCGUUGCAGCAUUGGUAUUCCUGUACAUCCUACUGCAGGUUUUCAAGAGAGUUAGUCAUAGGUCCUGGAGACGACCUCCUGGACCUCCAUCGUUGCCACUGAUUGGCCAUUUCCAUCACCUUAUGUCUGGGUUGCCUCACCACUCCCUGCUCAAAAUCGCUGAAAAAUAUGGACCCAUUGUGUGGCUGGAUCUGGGGGCUGUGAGUGUUGUGGUUGUAUCUUCGUCAGAUUUAGCCAAGGAGAUUCUGAAAACUCAAGAUCAUAUAUUCGCAUCUCGCCCUGCAAUGAUACUAGGAGAAAUGCUGUUUGGGAAAGGUCAGGGUCUAAUAUUUAGUCCUUGGAACGACAACUAUCGUCUAACCCGGAAAACGCUUACCACACAACUCUUUUCGCAACAGCGGAUGGACACAUAUCAGGAUUUGAGGCGAGAUUUGGCUUUGAAAAUGAUGCAAACAGCAUUCGACGAGGGUCAUGCGAAUCGUGACAUAAGUUUAUCUGAUCUCAUACAUGAACAGUUUAUGUCCUUGACUACCAGAAUGCUUUAUGGAAUGGAUGGACAUGCUCAGAAUAAGCACCUUCUUGAAAUUAUCAGAGAUUUAACAGAAACAGGAUGGUUAGUAUUAGAAGAUUACUUCCCUUUGCUGAAGCCAUUUGAUCUGAGUGGAGAAGUUAAAAGGCUGAAGAAGUUAGGUGAAAAAUAUUCCGAACUUAUGGAUUCCAUCAUCGACCAGCGCCUGAAGGAAAUUUCCAACUCGAAGUCAAAUAAAGAAGAGAACCUCUUGGACGUGCUGCUGGCUAUGAGCAGUUUUACACGUUCUCAAGUCAAAGUCAUUCUUCUGGACAUUAUCUUUGGUGGAAGUGAUACUAGCUCUGAUACGAUUGUUUGGGCUAUGACUGAACUUCUGCGACAUCCGAACAUUAUGGAAAGACUUCAGAAUGAGCUCGACGAUGUGAUCGGGAAGGAAAGGCUGGUUGAAGAAGCAGACCUUAAAAAACUCGAGUAUCUGCAGGCAGUGGUGAAGGAAACACUUCGGCUGCACCCAGUCGGUGUUUUGGGUUCUCCUCACUUGGCUAUGGAGUCAACAAAAGUGGCAGGCUACGAUAUCCCCGCCGGCACCCGGGUCACGGUGAACAUUUAUGCCAUUGGUAGAGAUCCUAAUGUUUGGGAAAACCCCUUGAACUUUGAUCCUUCGAGAUUCUUAAACAGCCCAAUAGAUGUGAAAGGGCAGCACUAUGAGGUUCUGCCCUUCAGUUCCGGGCGAAGGAAGUGUGUGGGCAUGAAUUUAGCGCUCGUGUCUGUGGCAUAUAACGUCGCCCUGCUGGUUCAUGCUUGUUCGAUCUCCCUGCCUGAGGGCUUGACCGCCCUGGACCUGGAUCUUGAAGAGAAGUUCGGAAUAACCGUAUCGAAGCGGAAUCCGCUGCCUCUACUAAUAAAGAGGCGGCUGUCUUCGGACGUCUACCGGAAGGCAGGAUUGAGUGUUUCUGCGCAGUGAACAAUGAACUGCAGCUCAUGUAGAUACUUCAGCGGAAAUUACAACCGAUCUUUGUGUAUCUUCUUUAUCAAUAAAACAAUCAUCAUUUGG